This is a messenger RNA of Durusdinium trenchii, 1303 nucleotides long. The record is from the annotation of a GenBank genome assembly. NCBI's taxonomy places the organism in Eukaryota, Dinophyceae, Suessiales, Symbiodiniaceae.
UGCAACAACUUAUCCACUUUAGCGCGCUUCCAUACUUCUGCCUGCUGGCGAGAUGCCAGGCACCGUGGCAUCCCCGUAUUGGUUCUCGGAGACCUUCGGGUUCAGCGAGGAGAGCUUCGACAAGACCCGUGAGAAGUUCACCUUUGCCGAUGGGAUUCUGGAAAGCAAGGCAUUCGAGGCAUGCAUCAACACUGCGGGCAUUUUGACUCUGACACGGCGGCUGUGGGUUUUGGUGUCAGGACUUGGUGUCACAAAGCGCCAGUUCCAUGUCGGGCCUUUCGAGCUGGUCUCAGUGGAAGAGCUGCGGGAAAGGCUGGCAGGCUUUGAUGGAAGUUUGGGAGGUUUGACCUUCAGCAAUGUUUGCGGGAAUGCCCAGACGCUGCACCGAGACGCGGCCAAUGAGGGCGCUGUGUUCCAGGUGGCCUCGCAAUUCAACUGCCUGGAGAUGAACGAGCCUGGCGCACGCCCAGAGGAUGGAGUGACCCGCUACUACAGCGAUGCCACACAGGGCCCAGCAUGUGCUGUGAGCUGUCCAGCGGGCACUGUCUUCCGGAACUACUUCGUGAACGGCAGUGGCCAAGGGCGAGGACGUCAGCUGGAUGGCUUGGCAGAGAUUGGGGAACUGGUCAACAACGCCAAAGAGAAGUAUUGGCGGAUGGUGAAUGGAUACUGCCUGCCCACAGACUCCAAAAGCUUGGCGCGGUUGGGCCAACGAAUCAAAGAGGACGAGAAACUCUCGGAUGAGAUUCGCAACCGCCUGCGGAUUGGUGUCCACUGGGACACUGAAGUGGCGAACAAAGAGCACCGUGUUUGCCAAGUCUUUUGCUCCGCCUUGCCCGUGGCCUAUGCGAAGAGCACCCGAUCCCAAGACUGGGAAGCUUUUGCACGCUUGGUGCUUCAAGGGACUUUUGAAGCCACUUUGGCCAUUGCUGCCAUCCUCAGCGCAGAGCGGCAAGCACGCGUGAAGGUCUACCUCAGUGCAGUCGGGGGGUGGCGCCUUCGGGAAUCGCACCCUGUGGAUCGUGGAUGCCAUCGAACGAGCCCUCAGGACUCACGCAGAUGCACCGCUGGACGUGAUGUUGGUCCACUUCAGCUCAGUGCCACGGGGUGCAUACGGAGACCUGGAGAAGGGCAGAAAGAAGAUCCGGCCGGCGCCCAAGAGCCUUGGUGGGGAAGGUGGUGCAACAGGCAUUGGUUCAAAAGGUGUAACUUGGGUCUGAGGAUGUCCGUAAGUCAGUUCGAUGAUAUAUAUAACUAUAUAUAUAUAAGUAUAUGUGCAUUAGUAUAUACAUAUCUAUUCUAA